Molecule: messenger RNA, 2697 nt
Organism: Metarhizium acridum CQMa 102
Lineage: Eukaryota; Fungi; Ascomycota; Sordariomycetes; Hypocreales; Clavicipitaceae
Source: RefSeq, a predicted model, not a curated record
AUGACUUGUGGCCGGAAGCGAAAGCGUCAUGAGCGAGACGCGUCAAAUUCGGACAACGGCGUCGCGGCUUGCGACGGGCCCGUCAGGAGGGAUCUCCUACGACACACUUAUGCUACCGUAUUAACUCUGCGGGAGUAUGCCUUGCUCAAACUUCCGAACAGUUCCAGACUGCGUCGAAAAAAGAUCAGUUGCCUCGGCAAGGGUGAUUCCGUCAGUGAGCUUGAAGCAGCCGUUUCCAAAUUUCUGGAUUCGACAAUUAUCUGCGACUCCACUGCCAUUUUGCAGACCGACAAUGCCUCUUACGCACAGUGGUUGUCAUUUUCGCAAAAGGGAGACGAGUCGCAUGUAACUAUAUCGGGGAACGUUCCUGAAUGUGAGAACACGCUAUCAGAGCUUGUGGACUUUGUCAUAUGGUCCCUGUUUAAUAGGGAGAAGACGCCAGGCGCAUGGCCGAAAAACCUCCUCUGUGAUGGAUUCCGCAAACGAACUAAAGAGGGUGAUCCUCAUGGCACUUCCAUCGCAGAUAUCUAUAGCCUCUAUCCGAAUCAUCACGCUGCGGCCUUGAGACGAAAGCCCUGGCCGCAGGUGCUGGCACUGUUGGGUCGUUCGGGACAGAGAGUCAUGGUUGAUCUUCUCAUUCAACGUUCUAUUUUUGUCGCAAUCGACGAAGGAAUUGGCAACUACUACCAGAUAAGCGGCAUCCCCUUCUCCGAGUUAGAAUUUAGCGGUAACCGCAGCAGUCCAAACGAACCUCGCAAACUGUCAGACAUCUCACUGGUGAGGAGUCGCAUAUUCUACUCCAAGCCACCUCUCGCAGCGCGCGGCCGGGUUCAGCAUGGUUUCAAGCCCAUUCAUGUUCUCAAUCGGUGUUGCGCCGGAAAAGAUGACGGGACGAGUCACCAUGCCGAGAAAAUUGACGCAAACACGACCAAGCUCACUAUGUAUAUAUUUCCAAGACAGUUUGGGUUACACAAUGUCUUCACUUCCAACGUGAACGUCUUGGAGACGGCGCAAAAGUUUCAAGACUACACCUUGCGGGAGAAGGAGAUCAAAGAGUUUACCGAAGAUCCUAAACAUUGCUCAAAGGAUGGGACACCAAAGCUGCCCAAGCGUCUACGGGGGGAAGCCUGGCGCCUCGUUCAGAGACUUCAGAUACUCCAUAGCCGCUGUUCAUACGGAGAACUUCUAAGACACUACUGUCCUUCUCAGAUUCUGGGACCACGAGCUCAUGAAUCCUCUUUCCCGCUGGACGAAAGAUCUCAGGUGACGGACCUUGACAGAGGGCAACGCAGAAUAGGGCCGACGGCCCCUGUUGCGACCAAUGGCCGUCAGCAGACAAUGCCUGCGCCCAAAUCUAACUCAUUGGUUGACUUAGCGACUUCACCUUCUCAAGUAUCUGCAUUUUGCCAAGCAGCUCUGACACAUGUCGUGCCCAACGACUUCUGGGGCAAAGGCGAGACCCUUUCUCACAACAAGGCUAUGUUCCUUCGCAACGUCGACCACUUCGUUAGACUUCGGCGAUUCGAGACCAUGACGUUGCACGAAAUAUACCAAGGGAUGAAGACGGCUCACAUCCCAUGGCUCCAACCUCCAGGUGAGGGGCCCCAAAAAGCCAGCCUGACUGACAUGAACAAACGUUGCGAACUCUUCUACGAGUUUUUGUAUUAUGUAUUCGAUUCAUUACUGAUACCCCUCAUCCAAACAAACUACUACGUCACAGAGUCCAACACCCACCGCUACCAAGUGUUUUAUUUCCACCACGAUGUUUGGCGCCGUAUCGCAGAACCAACUUUGUCGUUUAUGAAGUCGGACAUGUUCGAGGAAAUGACAGUCACAACCGCCUAUGAGAUUCUUGAUUCCAGGCGCCUGGGAUUCAGUCAUAUACGGCUGCUUCCCAAAGGACAUAAACUGCGACCAAUUAUGAAUCUGCGCAGAAGACAACCCUCCAGAACAGGGGCCAAGAUUCUGAAGUCCAGCAUCAACUCCAUUCUUGGUCCAGUUUACACGGCUUUGAAGUUUGAAAAGAUGACAAACCCGCAACGCCUAGCAUCGACGCUGUUCUCCGUCAGCGACAUGUACGCUAAACUCAAGAUGUUUAAACGUCGUCUCCCCAGCGGAUCGAGCCAAUUAUUUUUCGCCAAGGUCGACGUCCAGUCCGCCUUCGACACCAUCCCCCAAGACGCCAUCAUACAACUCAUGAAAUCCAUACCAAGUCAGCAAAAAUACACCAUCACCAAACACGCAGAAGUGCAACCCGGCGAGCGGGCCAUGAUUGGACCAGAAAAGACUGCCACAAAAGCAAUUCGGCGAUGGCAUGCAUCCGUCCUUACUCGGGACAAACAACCGUUCGUGGACCGGCUCCGGCAUGGCCUAGCCAACCUGGAGAGAAAGCACUUGGGGUUCCUUCUGGAGCCGGAUUGCUUAUUGAUGAGGCUCAUUGACGACUUUUUGCUCAUCACGCUCGAUAAGAACAAGGCUGUGCGGUUUGUCGAGACGAUGCACCACGGAGUUCCCGAGUAUGGGGUGGAAGUUAGUCCCGGAAAGACGCUGGUCAAUUUCGACAUGCGGAUUGAUGGCAAACCCGUCUGCAAAGCUGCUACAACGGAAUUUCCGUACUGCGGAACACGGAUUAACGAUAGGUCGUUGGACAUCACCAGGGACGGAGAGGCGGGAGCUGCCAGCUGUAAGCCAUUUUAG